CAGAGCUUGCUUGAAUGGAGCAAUCUCGGAAAUUCCGAAAUGUUGCAAUGGAUUGAGAGGUGGCAGAGUGGUACGACCCAGUUGCAACAUUAGAUAUGAGACUUACAGCUUCUUUGAUCUUGCGGCUGCACAACCAUUCAUAUCAUUACAGUCGCCGCCGUCUCCUCUUCCGCCACCUGCUCCUCCGACGACACCCAAGAAAGGUAUCAAUAUUUGCAUUCAGUUCACACACACACACACACAUACGGGGAAAGAGAAACACAACAGGAAUUGUUGUUGCCAUAGUUGUGCCAACUGUUGCGUUCAUCGCACUGGUCAUCUUCAUCGUUAUUAUUAAGGCCAGGAGGCUAAAGAAGACUAUCCGAAUCGGCGAAGAUAAAGAUGAAAUCAUGACGGUUGAGUCAUUGCAAAUGGACUUUGAAACCAUCAGAGCGGCAACGAAUGAUUUUUCUGAUGCAAAUAAGCUUGGACGGGGUGGAUUUGGACCUGUUUACUUGGGUAGGUUAUAUAAUGGACAAGAGAUAGCUGUAAAAAGGUUGAGUAGAGAUUCUGGGCAAGGUGAGAUGGAGUUUAAGAAUGAAGUGUUGCUGGUGGCCAAGCUACAACAUCGGAAUUUAGUGAGGUUACUUGGUUUUUGUCUCGAAAAAGAAGAAAAGCUCCUUAUUUACGAGUUUGUUCCCAACAAAAGCCUUGAUUGCUUCAUCUUUGAUUCCGUCAAAAGGGUGAAAUUGAAUUGGGAAAAGCGCUACAAAAUUAUAGAAGGCAUUGCCAAAGGCCUUGUAUACCUUCAUCAUGAUUCUCGAAUACGAAUUGUUCAUCGUGAUCUCAAAGCAAGCAACGUGCUCUUAGAUGAAGAGAUGAAUGCUAAAAUAUCAGACUUUGGCAUGGCAAGAUUAUUUGUGGUAGAUCAGACUCAAGCCAAGACAAGCACAGUCGUUGGGACCUAUGGAUACAUGGCACCGGAAUACGUGAUGAAUGGAGCGUUUUCAACUAAAUCAGACGUCUUUAGUUUUGGAGUAUUGGUUUUAGAAAUUAUAAUUGGCCAGAAAAAUGGUCAAUUUCAGAAUGGAGAAAGUGAGGAGCACAUAGUAAGUGCGGUUUGGAAAAACUGGACAAAAGGGACAUUGGCAAAUAUUGUGGAUCCAACGUUGAUGGAGGAUGCUGGGACAAGAAAUGAAAUAAUGAGAUGCAUCCACAUAGGGUUACUGUGUGUUCAAGAAAAUGCCGAACACAGGCCAACAAUGGCUUCCAUUUUUCCAAUGCUUAGUACUCAUUCAAUCACCCUUCCUGUUCCUUCAGAACCUUCAUUUUAUAUCUGGAGAAGCUUACCAGGAAUCAAAUCACUAUCUUCUGGAGAUCAAUCCGCCGAUGGAUCAAUAAAUCAGCUUUCAGUGUCAGAGCAGUAUCCUCGGUAGCUAUAAUAUGUUGUAGGAAAAAUUACUAUGUUGUCCCAAAGAGAAAAAAAUAUAAUUAUUAUAUAUGUAUGUGUGUGUAUUUUGAUUU
Messenger RNA from Neltuma alba, 1503 nucleotides. Its product is annotated as putative receptor-like protein kinase At4g00960. Lineage: Eukaryota; Viridiplantae; Streptophyta; Magnoliopsida; Fabales; Fabaceae. Gene Ontology annotation, cellular component: plasma membrane. Bases 96 to 1415 code for a protein of 439 amino acids. The record is from RefSeq and is a predicted model, not a curated record. The transcript is spliced from 7 exons. Gene Ontology annotation, molecular function: ATP binding; protein serine/threonine kinase activity. Gene Ontology annotation, biological process: protein phosphorylation.